UGCCGAUGAAAAAGUUACAGCCGAAGUGCUCCAGUCUUUGCAUACAAUGAUUGGUUUGACCGGUCAACUGGGAGCCAGUGUUGCGCUCGAUGCGUUUGUCACAACCAUGUGCAAGGCUUCAUUGCCCAGUUCAUAUGCUCGUUCGUUAUUCUCGGCCCCUUCGAAAGGUCCAUCCGCCAACACUACGGCUGCCUCCCCAGUCCUUGAAGAGGUGUUUGAACGGAGUCCCGUUGUGAUUGUGGUCACUCAGGGUGCCGGACACAGUAUCACAAUCACUCCGACCACUGUUUCCAGUACAGGCACUACAAACCACCCGGUGUCUGGUUCCACGUCAUCUGCAAAUGUUGCCUCACACGGUGCGUCCACCGGAACGUCCUCCGGUCACGAUUUAACUCACAACUAUCCAACUGGAUCAUUGCUAAUCACCGCUAAGCACUUGCAGUCCGCCAAAGCGGUCUUGCUUGCUGCACAAGCCCACGGGAAUGUGCUCAGUCACUCGUGGAAUGUGGUGUUGACCACGCUUCAGAAUCUAGUUUGGAUGCUGGGCCUAAAAGUCGAGCCGGCCGCGGAACUCUAUUUCAAACCGAUACCGAACGCGUCAGGUUCCGGGCAAAACUCUGACGGCACGGUCCCCGGAUCCGGCGGUGCAACAGGCUUGAGUGUAAUCGCUUCGGCAGUGUCUGGAGUCAAUGCAAACCAACCGCGUACCUCACUUUUAUCCUCCUCGUCUACGGUCUCUUCAGAUUUGGCCACAUUGUCUAAUAUGCUAUCCUUGCUGUUCACCCAGUCUAGGUGA
Messenger RNA from Echinostoma caproni, 796 nucleotides. The record is from the annotation of a GenBank genome assembly. Lineage: Eukaryota; Metazoa; Platyhelminthes; Trematoda; Plagiorchiida; Echinostomatidae.